AUGGCGCGCUUCAACCCAAUGGCAGAGCAAUGCUCCUUGGCUGCCAGUGCCUCCUUGCAGAUUAACAACCUGGAUGCGUACAGUGCAGGGGAUGGAACCACAUAUUAUUGCUACGUGUCUGGUUCUAGUGUGUGGAUGACCAAGGCAGUCCAGGGGGCCGAGGAUGAGCAUCGGCAAUUUUGUGCCUCUGAAGGCACGGGCGCCAUUCAUCAGGCAAAGUUUGUCUUGCAUGGCGCACAAGCACUCUUAGUUGUGGUCGGCACGCUGGUACAGCGCAUAUUUGGCUUGAACGGACGUUGCCUACUGACGCACAAGAUUUCCCCGCCCGCCCAUCAGCCCGAGGACGGCGACUCAGUCGGACAGCUGCACCUGAUUGACUUGGGCCAGAUGCGCCCCGGUGCCGUCUUGGCCACCCCCCAUGCGGGCCCUAUCACCUGCAUGGCCGCAGAUGAAGGGGCAACACAGCUGGUCGUGGGUGAUGAGGAGCGACGCGUGUCCUUCUGGCAGGUUGAAGGGCAUGGGUUGCGCCUGCUUUCUCAUUUGGAGGCUGAGGACGCGCAGCCCGUGCACGCGCUGCAGGUGUUGGAUAAGUUUGUGUUUGUGGGUCAGGCCAACGGCAGCAUUCAUGUCUACACCAGCUCGACAUAUGAGCGGGUGGCCAUGCUCAAUGCCCAUGCGCGGACACUGUUUGCGAUGGCGACGUCUCCGGCCCAACGUUUGUUGGUUACGGUGGGGCUGGACAGCAAAGCCAUUGUGUACCAGCUGCCACCGCCCCUCUCGGGUCAGGGUAUCGCAGGGCUUCGCGCUGUAUUUUCGGCCACGAUCAAGGAUCGGUUUUUAACGGGCGUGGCCUUUAACGCGGCGGGAGAUAUCCGAGUUGCCUGUUUCGAUUCGUACAAGAUGGUGCAAUUUGACCAGCAGCCCGCGACCAUCGCCUAG
Molecule: messenger RNA, 939 nt
Organism: Monosiga brevicollis MX1
Lineage: Eukaryota; Choanoflagellata; Craspedida; Salpingoecidae
Exons: 9
Coding region: 1-939 (312 amino acids)
Molecular function (GO): protein binding
Source: RefSeq, a predicted model, not a curated record